ACAAAGUUUGGCCUCUGUGGAAGUCACUCUUUAGGACCUUCUCAAACUUUGCUGCAUACCAAAAAGCAUGAAAAUUAAAGAUUAAAACACCAAUGUGGUCCAACUUUAGUUCAACUAUGUCACCUUUUUCCAAUACCAAAGAAACACAUUGUCCCCACUGCACCAUAGCUCAACUUCAAAAGCUUCUUUUCCUCUUCACUUCCAUUGAUCCAUCACCCCAUUUACAAUAAAUAAACAUAUCACUUCUUUCUCUCCCUCAUUCACUUCCAUUGGCCUAUUUUACCACUGCACCAAUUCAAACAUGCUACCUUCUGUUGAUGAACUUGGCUCACCAAAACAACCAAGGAUUCAACACUCUCUGCGAUCAGAAUCAUCAAAUUCCCUUGCCAGCACAAGACCAAUUCUUGGGCAACCUCGACUUCAAAGGACCAAACCAAUCAUAUGGUGUGCUGCAAUACUGUGCUUAAUAUUCAGCCUCCUACUCAUCUUCUUUGGAAUUGCAACACUGAUCCUCUACCUUGCAAUGAAGCCAAAAAAUCCCACUUUUGACAUUCCCAAUGCAAGCCUCAAUGUAGUCUACUUCGACUCACCACAGUACCUCAAUGGUGAGUUCACUCUCGUUGCAAAUUUCUCCAAUCCUAACAGAAGAAUUGGGGUGAGGUUUGAGUCCUUGAAUAUUGAGCUUUUCUACUCGGAAAGACUGGUAUCAUCACAGAAAGUAAAGCCUUUUACUCAGAAGCCAAGGGAAACCAGGUUGCAAUCAGUGAACCUGAUAUCAAGCUUAGUGUUCUUGCCUCAAGAUGUUGGUGUGAAACUUCAGAGGCAAGUGGAAAAUAACAGGAUCAAUUACAAUGCAAGAGGAACUUUUAAAGUGAGGUUCAAUAUUGGCCUUAUCCAUUUAUCUUACUGGCUGAAUACCAUAUGCCAGAUAGAGAUGACUAGUCCUCCAACUGGUAUUCUAGUGGCAAGACAAUGCAUAACAAGCAGAUCAAGAUGAGGCAACAUGGUAGAAUUUUUUUGUUCUUGUUCAUUACUUUCUGGUUUCUACUUUAUUUGGAGGUAUAGGUAAUGGUAAAUACCAGUGUUGAAAACAGUGAUAUGAUUUUUGUGAGCCAUGAAGAAAGAGAAGAUCAGAGGAUAGCAUUUGAUUUUAAUUGAUAUUUUAUUGUUUUCAUUUGUAGAUAGAGACUUGGGUGGAGGGUGUUGAAGCCCUUCCACACCAGAAAUAUGUAGAGGAUGAAUUUAAAAUUUAUCUUUGAGUAGUUUUCUUUUCCGGAAAGCAGGAGUUGAAUUAACUUUCUGGUUUUGUUUUCUUUUGCUUCCUUAAUUGUGUCGUGUCAGCUGCACUAAUUGGAAUGCCUUUUGAUUGUGUAAGAUACUUAAAGCAAAGAUGUUAAAAGCAGAAAAGAACUUGUCAGA
Messenger RNA from Vigna unguiculata (cowpea), 1419 nucleotides. RefSeq lists its product as uncharacterized. Gene Ontology annotation, biological process: defense response to other organism. The record is from RefSeq and is a predicted model, not a curated record. Gene Ontology annotation, cellular component: plasma membrane. Lineage: Eukaryota; Viridiplantae; Streptophyta; Magnoliopsida; Fabales; Fabaceae.